Trichoderma breve is the source of this 4170-nucleotide messenger RNA. RefSeq names its product GYF domain-containing protein. The coding region runs from base 1 to 4170 and encodes 1389 amino acids. The record is from RefSeq and is a predicted model, not a curated record. The transcript is spliced from 7 exons. NCBI's taxonomy places the organism in Eukaryota, Fungi, Ascomycota, Sordariomycetes, Hypocreales, Hypocreaceae. Gene Ontology annotation, molecular function: protein binding.
AUGCCGUCCAAUCUCCCGUCAAGCUUUGCCUCGGCCGCUGCCGGCCAGAAUGCCAACCGCGAUGCGAGGGGUGGCAGAAGUGAUGGAAGGGGAUCCGCUGGAGGCGAAUGGUCUAGGAGAGACGGCCGCUCAGCUAACGGUACCCUGACUUUCCGUCGUUCCUCUACCACGCCCCUGAGCCAGACCUCAAACCCUCCCCCUGCGAACGAUAAUGCCGUCCAGCUACCCACCGUCGAGGACCCCAUCCCACAGCCCACAACAUACGAAGUUGGUCCCUCACGUUAUACCAAGGAUGAUCUGCUUGAGAUGUAUCAAUCCCAGCGGCCUGGUGGCAAUCCCUCUCAUCUCUUCAUCUCAGGUUGGGAUCCAAGCAAUGCUAGUGGUAGUGGCGUAAGGGGCUGGGGAAAAAGCAACGAGAACCACGUGCCACAGGAUCCCGGCACCUGCUGGGAUUUCAACGGCGACACGGCACCCAUAGGAUUGUCGGGAUUCUCUCAAGACGAAAAAGAGGCCUUUUCUACCGACAUCAACUCGCCACUCAAGCCUCCUACGCAAGCUAAAGAAGGUCACCAAGCGGCAGUCAACGGCCGGAAACCAUCUCUUUCUCAUGCCCCAGGAAGCACAUUUGGCGUGAGCUCUCCAUCAUCCGCUGUCCGACCUGCCACCCGCCGACGAGAAACCGUCGAUUCCAAUCCGUUCAGCCCUACCAACAUUGCGUCGCCAACUGCCAGCCGGUUUUCGCGAGAUGACCCCCUGUGGUUUUCGCGAAAGCCCGGUGAAUUGAGAGAGUCAGAAAAUGAUGAUCCCGACAACACCGAACAGGCCCCGCGUGAUGUCCCAAAGCCGCCGAUUCCUGGUUUAAUGCGAGCCAACACGUCGACCGGUGUGAGCAUGACGUCAAUGUGGCCAUCAUCUACCGCGUCUAGUGCUGGCGCGUUUGGUAGCUUUGCCUUGCCCACUUCGCCAGCCGUUGGUGAUAAGCGACCGGGCGGUGCUCCGGGAGGCAGUCGACUUGCUCAUCUGAUCCCCAAGGACAAUACCGAAAGCGCGGCUAGCAAAUCGUCCGAAGGCCAGAACCCCCAACAGUCUUGGAGGACUAGGCCACGAACUGACACUGAUCCUUUCGGCGGCAGCGAGGAGGUGUCUGGCAUGUCCGGCAUGUCGGGUAGUGCUGCUCUCCAAGGGUCUACUGGAGAUUUUGGAAUGUCCAACCUAAAUUUGGGCGGCUCAUCAUCUGGCGACAAUGGUCCUGCCAGUCCUUCGGAGACAAACCCUUACCGGAGCCCCCCGACAGAACGCCACGAUCACGACGGACCUUCUGAUCAAGGCACUGGGGAUAGGGUUCAUAGCACUGGCCAUGAACAACCACACUCCAACUAUAGUACGCUUUCUAGAGGUUUUGCUGCUGCCUUUGACGGGAGCGAUCGUAGUCAGACGUCCAGCGUGGGCGCCAAAGCCGCCUAUCUGUCGUCUGGUUGGCCCGCGCCAGCUGGCCCGUCUACCGGAACCCCUGACCGUGAGCGGUCCAAUUUUGGAGGAGCAUUCGGUAGCUCUCUCUUUAGCCCUAUUGGUGACAUCCAAUCUCCCGGCUUGGGCAACCUCGGCGGCGUGUUUGGGCCAUCCAAUACCGGUAGCAUCGGUCGGCAAAGCAAGUUGGGAUCUCUGUUCCCUCCCGCUAUGCAGGCUCAGAUGCAUGCGCAUGAGCACGAAAGCAGCCUCUCCGACUCUCUUGGCGACCUUCGGCAGAGCAACCCACUCGGUGCUAUUGGCCGAGGCAACUUUACCGUUCCUACUCGAGACACAGACAGCCCCAUGAGAUCUAAUCGUGGGGUCUUUGAGGAACUUUUCCCCUCCAGCGAUAGCUCUAGAAAUCUCGCCGGGUUUGGAACCUCAGAUGCUGGACAGCCCGGCAUCGCUGCGGCAGUGCCCCAGUCAUUCACGCCAGUCAGUGGCGGAAUGCCGUUUGGGAAUGCUCAGGCUGGUGUAGAGCCCCCGUCUGCUCAAGUCCGCCAAAUGGUAAUGCCUGAUCGGAUGCGAUGGGUCUACCUUGAUCCUCAGGGGCAAAUUCAGGGUCCUUUUACUGGACUGGAGAUGAACGACUGGUACAAGGCCAACUUCUUUACUCCUGAUCUUAGAGUGAAGAAGGUAGAAGACCCCGAGUUUGAGCCUCUCGGCCAGCUCAUCAGGAGAAUUGGAAACUCUCGCGAGCCAUUUUUGGUCCCCCAGAUCGGAAUUGCUCAUGGACCUCCUAUGCAGAGUGGCCCCUUUGCACCUGGCGCUGGAAGUGGCAUCAUUCCACCCCUGAGCGGUGUAUUCCCAACGUUUGGCAGGACUCUCACUGCCGAAGAGCAAAACAACUUGGAGCGUCGCAAGCAAGAAGAGCAGUUUCUCAUGGCUCAACAACGCGACUUUAUGAUGCGACAGCAGGCCAUGGCCAAGUUCCAAAUACAGCCAAGCCUGCAACAUCAUUCCAGUGCUCAUAGUCUCCAGAGCCAACCAAGUUUUGGUAGCAUGACAUCGCCGCUGGGAGUUCCCCAGCAGCAACAUCACCAGUUGCCGCAUCAGCAACCCAUCGGAGGCCUAGGCCCGGCCACUGUUUUUGAUACCCACCCUGGUGCCGCCAAUCCCGCUGCUGUUCGCGCCGCUAUGGGAAACGGGGAGCUUUUCAGACCAGAAGACCUGGUUAACCUUUCGGCCAAUGAACGUCAAAUGCUCGUAUCCUUGCAGGGUGAGCCUGCCGGUACUGAAUCUGGUGCGCCUCAGCCCAUUGGGACUCCGGGCGACGCAAGUCUACGGUACGGUCUGCCAGAAGCUAACGAGCUCAAGGAGGACGAUGAAGGUUUCAAAGAUCGUUUAAAAGAAUUUGAAGAUCUACGCGCCGAGCAUGACGCCGAGCAAGCUGCUGCCGCGAUCGUCGAGGAAUCCCAAGAGAGCUCCGCAAAGCAAGAAGAAGCGACCGUAGCAACGCCCCCCUCCGUCGACCCGCGAAGCGAACCUGCCCCCUCAGCCAGCAAGCCAAGCAAAGCCUCUAAGAAGAAGGCUCCGACUGAGCCAGGAAUGCCGAUGCCAUUCCCCCCUCCAGCUUCGAUGACCCCCCUUCCCGCCCCAACGCCUCCUCCGUUGGCUCCGUGGGCCAAAGAUCCCGGUCAGGAGGGGCAGAAAGGCCCAAGCCUGAAGGAGAUUCAAGAGGCGGAAGCCCGUAAGGCGGCAAAGGCCGAAGAAGCUGCUGCUGCGCUCCGAAAGGCCGCGAUGGAACAAGAGGCAGCUCUGCUCAGAGAGAAGGAAAAGUCGGCGGCUGCCGCUGCUGCUGCUGCCAACGCUGGCCUCCCAGCGACCAGCACCUGGGGUCAAAGUUCACCCGUAGCAUCUGUCAGCCCCUGGGCUAAGCCGGGAGCUACCAAGGCCAAAGGAACGACACCUAGCGUUGCAUCUGGUGCGGCUGGAGCCAAGAAGACUUUGGCCGAGAUCCAGCGCGAAGAGGAGGCACGGAAGCUGAAGGCCAAGGAGGUCGCUAUUCAGACCGGCGUUGGCGCCCCUGUCAACACCGCUAAAAGCUAUGCCAACCUUGCUGGUAAGCCGAAUCACGGCUCCACGCCGACAGCACCCUCUCCCAUCUUGACCAGUGGAAGUGGUUGGGCCACCGUUGGAGCCGGUGGUAAAGUGAAGAGCCCAUCUACUGUCCCGUCUCAGCUUCAAAGCCGCUCAGUUAGCAGCACCAGUGUCAAGCCUGCUUUGGCCACCCCAGUGAAGCUGGCACCCAAGUCCAUUGUUAGCAAUGUCAGCUCUACCAACACCGCUAUGGAUGAGUUCAACAAGUGGGCCCACAGGGAGCUCUCGAGAGGGAUCACUGGCGUUAACGAUAUCACGAGCUUCCAAGCAGAUCUUGCUGUCCUGCCCCUCGACACUGGAUUGAUCGCAGACGCUGUGUAUGCUAACUCUACCACGAUGGACGGACGACAUUUCGCCGAAGAGUACGUUCGACGAAAGAAGCUAGCGGAGAAGGGUGUGGUUGAAAAGCAAACCCAGGCUGAGAGCAAGGCGUCGGUCUCCGGCGGCGGAUGGAGCGAAGUUGCCAAGAAGAGCGGUGCUACCCAGACCAGGGAAAGCGAGGCAGCGAUCCAGAGUGCCGACUUCAAGGUUGUUCCUGGCCGCAAGAAGGGCAAGAAAUGA